AUGGGGGUUUGCUCAAGUAAGGUCGAAACUAGUCCAACUGUCCAGCAAACUACGGUACGUCCAACGGGGCAAACAGCCCGACGUAAUACGAAGACUACACAAAAGAGUUCAACGGCAAAGCAAAGUUCGAGAAAGCCGCAUUCAUCUCGACUUGACGAAGGAAUUGUACAGGAUGAAAAGCUUCCCCCUAAAGAAGCUGCUAGGUUAGCUGCAGAAAGGCGAUUGAAAGAAAACGACGAUGAACUAAGAAAAGGUGAACUGGGUAAAAAAUUAGCUCAGCAGCGCCACAAAAAUUAUCGUAGAUAG
This is a messenger RNA of Kazachstania africana CBS 2517, 306 nucleotides long. RefSeq lists its product as uncharacterized. The transcript has a single exon. The record is from RefSeq and is a predicted model, not a curated record. Bases 1 to 306 code for a protein of 101 amino acids. NCBI's taxonomy places the organism in Eukaryota, Fungi, Ascomycota, Saccharomycetes, Saccharomycetales, Saccharomycetaceae.